Molecule: messenger RNA, 4853 nt
Organism: Physeter macrocephalus (sperm whale)
Lineage: Eukaryota; Metazoa; Chordata; Mammalia; Artiodactyla; Physeteridae
Gene: DTD1
Product: D-aminoacyl-tRNA deacylase 1
Exons: 5
Coding region: 3710-4453 (247 amino acids)
Biological process (GO): tRNA metabolic process
Cellular component (GO): cytoplasm
Molecular function (GO): D-tyrosyl-tRNA(Tyr) deacylase activity
Source: RefSeq, a predicted model, not a curated record
GGAAUUUUAAAACAAAGUGGGUUUUUGUUGUUUUUUUUUAGCAUUUUAGUUAAUAUGUAACUUCACUAAAACUGGGAAAAUUCAUAGAUGAAAAGAUUUUCUUGCUUUUUUUGAGAAGAAUCUUGCAGCCUGCCCUAUGUGGUCAUGAUGACCAGUGAGCAGACUUUGGAGAAUGUAAGUUUUGAUCAGAAUGGAGAACUCUCCAUUGUGCUGAUCUGGAAUAUCAAAAACACAUUUCUGUGAGAUUAGCUGAAUAGUUUGAAUGAUCUUACUUUACUAUUUAAGUUGUAUGCUUUUAGUUAAAAACAAAAAAUUAACUGUCUGAAGGUGUUAAUAAGAUGGAAUUCUCUCACGGUGCUGGGGGAAACUUUGAGUUAGCCUUGCCUUCUACUUGCAUUGUAAUGGAGAGAGAUUUUCUGAUUGCUUUAGAAUGUGACUGACUGGCUUCGCUUCCAUGUGGCCUUUCUCGAAUGGCACUUGAUUUCAAAGGUUCUAAAAUGUCACUUCCAGUUUUAUAGGUGGGACAGAGUAUUAGGAGUCACAUAUUACGUGGCAGGCUCACUUUAUGAGCUUGACCAGGCACAUUUGAUGCCUUAGCAUGGUUACUGUGAUAAUCUAAUUUUAAAAGCUUUAUGACAGAACACUUCAAACAUAUUCAUGUGGUUACACAGAUGGAAUAGUACAAUAACCCCCAUGUCCAUCACUCAGCUUUAUAAGCCGAAAUCUGAAUAGAAUCAUAGAAUGUUGGGAAGAGAUUGGUUGGGUUUGAAUGCGUUAAUUUGCGAGCUGGUGAAUUCUUCUCAAAGAGGAAGUCUUGGGGGAUGCCACUAUACAUGGUAUCAAAUAAACAUUGACCAAAUAGCUCAGGUCUUUUCUAGCCCUGUGACCUUUUGUCUAAAAUGGUGAUUCUCAAGUUUUUCCCCUUGGAAAUCCAUUUGUCUAUAAUAAAACAUCCCUUUAACCUCCUAAUUCUUCUGCCUGAAGCAGGGACAAAACUUCUCCAAAAUAAGAGAGCGAAUUGUGUCAUCUCAAGGCUUUGGUGCAUAAUUCAUUUCUUAUUAGGAUAAUACCACAUUAUAAAAAUGUUGAAACUGUUCAAAUAGUGAUUUGAAUCACUUCAAAUAGUGAUUCUGUUUUUGAGAAUCUAUUCUAAGAAGAUAAUCCUAAUUAUAGAAAAAGCUUUAGAGGGCUGAACAGGUGGAGCACAGAAGAUCCUUAGGGCAGUGAAACUCCUCUCUACGAUACUGUCAUGGUGGAUACGUGUCAUUACAUUUGUCCAAACCGAUAGAAUGUCCAACACCAAGAGUGAGCCCUCAUGUAAACUGUGGACUUUAAGUGAUAAUGAGGUGUCAGUGUAGGUUCAUCAUUUGGAACAAAUGUACCAUCUGGAGGGGGACGUUGAUAGUGGGGAGACUGCAUGUGGGGCUGAGGGUAUAUGGGAAAUCUCUGUACCCUCUGUUCAGUUUCGCUGUGAACCUAAAACUGCUCUAUACACGAAAGUAUAUUAACCCCCCCCAAAAACUUUAGUGUAUAAAGAUUUUCACCACAGUGUUACUUAUUGAAGUGAAAAAUUUUAAAACAAGCCAUUUAUCCAGCCAAAUAGGAUGGUUAGUCCAUUCAUGGAUGGAAUGCAAAUGUUCCACUGGAUGGGCUGCAACUAUUAAAAUAUGCUUGGGAAAAGCUCAUAAUGUGGAAAAAUCCUUAUGAGAUGUUAAAAGAUGAGACACAAAAAUUUAUACACAAUAUUAUUAUGGUAGUGGAGAACAAAUAUGAAGUAAAAUCUGUGAAUAGAGGAAAUAUCAAAAGGAAAUCAGUAACAUACUAAAGUGUUUGUCUUCGGUUGUUCUUUUUUCUUUCCUGUUUCUUUUAUUUUUUAAAGUUUUCUAUACUGCAUAUGCAUUACUUUAAUGGUGGACAUAGUUCAAUCUUCAUUCCUGUUUAAGUUUUUAAAAUAUACUCUGGGGAAAAUUUUAAAAAUAUAUUGAUAUUGUAAGAAAAUAAUAUUGACUUCCUUAAAGAACAAAUAAAGCCACAGUUUUCUAAAGCACUGCAAACAAGCAAGCAACCCCAGUUGUUUACUGCUUAUGUCAGGAUAGCUGAUUUCUGUUUCAGAUUUUGCGUCAGUGGCUCAAAGGACAGUAAAUCACUCACGGUCCAUUAUAAAAAAAGCAGCACAGAAGAAAAUAUUAAAAUAUUUGUGUUUUGUUAAUUAUAAAACUAAGAGAAGUUAAGCUUUAAUAAGAAUUAUUUCAGGGACUUCCCUGGUGGUCUAGCAGUUAAGACUCCGUGCUCCCAAUGCAGGGGGCUUGGGUUUGAUCCCUGGUCAGGGAACUAGAUCCCGCAUGGCGCAACUAAGAUCCUGCGUGCCGCAGCUAAGACCGGCUCAGCCAAAAUAAAUAAAUCAGUAAAUAUUCUUUUAAAAAGAGUUAUUUCAGGAACAAACUGAUGCUUGUGCUCCCCUCGUGUCUGUCAGAUGGUCCCUUGUCAGACACCUGCAGGAAGAGGGUUUCUCACUCUUCCCUUAGCUUGCAGGAUGAUGCCUUGUCGGAUAUAUUUAUAAAUAUUAUUAUCUAGCAGAAGCAAAUAACAAGAAAAUGGCAGAGAUGACCUUUCUCCUGAUUGGAACAUUAGGUCAGUAUACAAUAAAAUAACCAAACAUCAAUAAUCUAAUGAGCUUUGGCAAAAAGUUGGCUCCAAAAAUUGAAAAUUAUGAAGAUCAACAUUUGAAAUAUGGAUUUAGUUUCACCACCAUAAUGAUGUGUCUUGACCUAAGUACUGUGCCAGCACUGAGAUACUGUCUAAUAGUAGUAGAGUGUACAUUUGAUGCUAAAUACAUAUGCAAAUGUUUGGAAUAGGAAUCUGUGUUCAAAGAAUUUUUUUUAUGCAUGGGGUGCAUCACUCAAAAUGAUUUGGAGGUCAUUGGCUUAGAAUGCAACCUUAGUAAUAAACUGGGAAAUAAUAGAAGUUUGCUGACUUGAAGCUUAACUUUUAUUUUUUAAAAAAUUUAUUUAUUUAUUUUAAAUUAAAUUAAUUAAUUUAUUUAUAUUUUAUUUUUGGCUGCACUGGGUCUUCGUUGCUGUGCACGGGCUUUCUCUAGUUGCAGCAAGCGGGAGCUACUCUUCGUUGCGGUGCGCAGGCUUCUCAUUGCUGUGGCUUCUCUUGUUGCCAAGCACGGGCUCUAGGCGUGCAAGCUCAGUAGCUGUGGCUCACGGGCUCUAGAGCACAGGCUCAGUAGUUGUGGCGCACGGGCUUAGUUGCUCCGUGGCAUGUGGGAUCUUCCCGGACCAGGGCUCAAACCCAUGUCCCCUGCUUUGGCAGGCGGAUUCUUAACCACUGCGCCACCAGGGAAGCCCCUGGAAGCUUAACUUUUGAACUGUGUUUUUUAUGUAUGAUAUAUAUUUAUCUUUUCUGCAGUAAGUAGAGAAAUCAUUUCUUUAUUUUUAUGACAUAAGUGUUUUCCAUUGUGUAUUGUGUUAUCAGGUUUGCUGAUUUCCAAGAAGAGCAGGCAUCUCCUUUUUGAGAAUUACUAUAGCUGAGCUGGAUUCUCUGGGGAGAAAAACUUUUGUUGUUACAGAUGGGCGAACUCAUAGAAAGUUUCAGGGGUCUCAACCAAGGUAGCACAGAUGAAAACGCGGCCUGAAAAUCCUGCGUAAUGGUUGUUCACUUCACAACUCAUUCAUUCCAAAUGUAAAGUCAGAAUGGACAAAGUAUGAUUAUCAUACUGCAUCGACGUAACCCCUUUCACGUUUCAGUACCUACUGACUUUGCCAAAGAAGUUAUGAGAAUUGGUGGAGAACAGAUAAGUGCCAUCGGACGGGGCAUCUGUGUGUUGCUGGGUAUUUCCCUGGAAGAUACACAGAAGGAACUGGAGCACAUGGUCCGGAAGAUCUUAAACCUGCGUGUGUUUGAGGACGAAAGUGGGAAACACUGGUCGAAGAGCGUGAUGGACAAACAGUACGAGGUGCUGUGCAUCAGCCAGUUCACCCUGCAGUGCGUCCUCAAGGGGAACAAGCCCGACUUGCACCUGGCGAUGCCCUCAGAGCAGGCGGAGGGCUUCUACAACGGCUUCCUGGAGCAGCUACGCAAGGCAUACCGGCCGGAGCUUGUCAAAGACGGCAAGUUUGGUGCCUACAUGCAAGUUCACAUUCAGAAUGAUGGGCCUGUGACCAUUGAACUGGAAUCUCCGGCUCCUGGUGCUGCUACCUCCGACCCAAAGCAGGCAAGGGCAACAAAAGCAAAAAUAAGCAAAUUGGACUACAUCAAACUUAAAAGCUUUUGCAUGGUGAAGGAAACUAUCAGCAAAAUGAAAAGGCCACCUACUGAAUGGGAGAAGAUAUUUGCAAAUGAUAUCUCUGAUAAGGGGUUAAUAUCCAGAUUAUAUACAGAAACCAUACAGCUCAAUGUCAACAAAACAAACAAUCCGAUUAAAAAAUGGGCAGAGACCCUGAAUUGACAUUUCUCCAAAGAAGACAUAUAAACGGCCAAUAGACACAUGAAAAGAUGCUCAACAUCACUAAUCAUCAGUGAAAUGCAAAUCAAAACCCCAAUGAGACACCACCUCACACCUGUCAGAAUGGCUGUCAUCAAGAAGACAACAAGGUCUUCCCUGGUGGCGCAGUGGUUGAGAAUCCACCUGCCGAUGCAGGGGACACGGGUUCAUGCCCCAUUCCGGGAAGAUCCCACGUGCCGCAGAGCGACUGGGCCCGUGAGCCAUGGCCGCUGAGUCUGCGCGUCCGGAGCCUGUGCUCCGCAAUGGGAGAGGCCACAACGGUGAGAGGCCCGCGUACCGCAAAAAAAAAAGAAGACAACAAAUGACUAGUUUUGGCACAUUAUUAUUUUAAAAGGUAAUCAUG